AUGUCCUCUGUUGAUGAACUUAUUGGACAGGCCGAAAGGGAUAUUGAAAACGGAGAGCAUGGCAAUGCCAUCUCCAACUUGACCAGAGCAGCACAGUCUGACCCUGAUGAGAGGCAGAUGUCCAUGAUCGAGAGGCUGUUGGGUAUGCUUGUAGAUUAUGUGAGAUCUAGGGAUGGUAACGGUGGCGAUGGGUCUCGCGAUGGCUCCCGCGAUAUUGGAUCGGGCUCCGGGGAGCGUGGUAUGGGGGACUCUAUGAUGAGCGCUUUGAUGUCCAGCUCGGGUGGUUCCUCGCAAGCGCAGCUUGGUAAGCUUGCUCUUUUGGGUACUAUGAUGGGAUCCGGUAGUGGCAAACAGCAGAGUCAAGGCCAGGGCUUCAACUGGGGCUCAGCAUUGUCUUUGUUCUCUGGACAAAGUGGGAAACAGAGUGCGGCAAAUGCUGGUACUGGUGCAUUGUUAGCAUCCUUGGCAUCCAGUUACUUUAAAGGAUCGGGAUCUAAACCUCAACAGCAGCAGCAGCAGCAAGGUGGUUCUUACGGGCAACAAUAUGGUGGUAACUACCAACAGCAUCAGCCACAACAACAGGAAUCGAGCACAUUCUCCUCGAUUGCAUCAAUGGCAAGCAACUACUUCAAUAAACCGCAACAAGGCCAAGGUAAUGGAUAUGGUAAUCAAAAUCAAAAUGCCGGCAGUAACCAGGGACAUCAAAACUACGGUCAGAAUCAAGGAUAUAACAAUCAAGGACAAGGUAGCCACGGUUAUGGUCAGAACGAAUACUCAAACGAUGGUUAUGGACAAUCUAGGCCACCUCAACAACAAAAUCAAGAGUCAGGUACAUUCUCAUCUAUUAUGAACAUGGCUAGCUCUUACAUGCACAAAAACGAUGGUCAAGGGCAAGGAAGACCACCAAGCAAUCAGUAUAGUAACAAUGGUGGUGGUUAUGGCCAUGGUGAUGGCGCUUACAGCAAUCAAUCUCAAAAUUAUGGCUCUAAUCAAAAUUAUGGCUCUAAUCAAAACUAUGGUUCUAAUCAAAAUUAUUCUCAGCCUAACCACAAUCAAGGUUAUGGCAAUCAAGAGUAUGGUUACAAUCAAGGAAAUGACAACUAUGGGCGCCCACAGCAACAAAGACCAAAUAAUGAUAAUGGCGAGGGCUUUAACUUUCAAGGACAUUUCUCAAACAGAUACUAG
Messenger RNA from Nakaseomyces glabratus, 1185 nucleotides. It is a transcript of the gene RNQ1, whose product is annotated as prion domain-containing protein RNQ1. NCBI's taxonomy places the organism in Eukaryota, Fungi, Ascomycota, Saccharomycetes, Saccharomycetales, Saccharomycetaceae. The record is from RefSeq and is a predicted model, not a curated record.